AUUGUGUGGAGCUUUCAUCAUGGCGGAAGGGUCCGACAACGAGUCGUCGCACCGCGAGAAGGAUCGCAAGAGCAGUCGGAAAGACCGCAGCGAUCGAGACCGUAGUGACCGUGAUCGCAGUGAAAAGAAGUCCAGCCGACGGGAGAGAAAGGACGACGACAAGGACCGAAAAUCCUCCCGCCGUCGCUCGCGAAGUUAUUCGCCGCGGUAUCGGUCCUCCCGUCGGUCCCGUUCCCGCUCAUACGAACGACGCGAUAGCCGACGGGACAGUAGCCGUCGUAGCCGCCGGUCGAGUAGCCGAUCGAACGAUCGAAGCAGACGCUCGUCUCGCCGCAGUCGAAGCCGUAGCGACGAGCGACACCGCAGAUCGCCGUCGGCCGAAGCCGCGAAACCAGCCGCCGUCGUGUCUGCGCCUGCAACGGAUGAUCUGAACGCUAUCCCACCUGUGGACUCGGCACCUCCGUCGAACCAACCCACGAUCACGCAGAUGAUGUUGCAAUACCCGUCCUUGAGCAUUCAAGAGAUCAUGGCCAAGAUGUCACAGAGCCAAAGCACGAUGUCGUCCGUCGUGUCUCUGAAGCCAAUGCGCGAGCUGUACGUGGGAAACCUUCCCCCGAAUGUCACGGCCACGCAACUGCAGGACUUUCUCGGCACGAUCAUCCAGCAAGUCGGAUUGGCGCUCCAAGGUCAGCCCGGCAACCCGAUCUUGAGUACGUGGAUCUCUACCGACGGCAUGUACGCGUUCUGCGAGAUGCGCACGGUCGAAGAAUGCAACUUGGCGCUCAUGCUGAACCAACUGAACCUACUCGGGCGACAACUCAAAUUUGGACGUCCUCGAUCGUUUGUUGGCCCGCCGCAGCCCAUGCCAGUCGUAUCCAACCGCACGCAAACGGCGCUGGUCAACCUCGGCUGCAUUCCGAACCCAAUGUGGUUUGCCGGGGGCUCCGCCGCAUGCGGUCUCAAGGACCCCAACGCGAUCCGCGACAGCCACGUGUAUUUGGACCCAGCGCACAUUCCUCCAGACAACACGUCGAACCGGCUGCUCAUGGUCAACAUCCCCACCGUCCUGACCGAAGACCAGGUUGUGCAACUUGUGGAGCCGUUUGGCAAGCUCGACGCAUUCACCCUCGUCAAGAACGCCGAAGGAGUGUCUGUGGGUAGCGCCUUGUUUGAAUACGAAGACAACAACGUGACGGAAGAAGCCAUGAAUGGCCUCAAUGGCCUCGACUUGGGCGGCCACGUGCUGUCGGUGCAGCGUGCAUCCAAGCAAGGUGUGCUGCCCAAGUACAAGCCAAAGGGGGAAGACAGCGCCAAAGCUACAGUCACCCCGACCCAAGUCAUUGUGCUGGGCAAUAUGGUGCAGCCCGCGGAACUCGAAGACGACGACGAGUUUGCCGACCUCAAGGAAGAUAUCGAGGAAGAGUGCAACAAAUUUGGCAAAGUCGUGGCGCUCGAAGUCCCCCGGCCAAAGACGGGCGAGACCAUUUUGGGUGUUGGCAAGGUGUUUGUGCGGUUUGAAUCGGUGGAAGGCGCCGAGAAGGCGACCAAGGCCUUGACGGGCCGCAAAUUUGGCGGCAACAUUGUCCAAGUCGAGUACAUGUCGCUGGCGAAAUUUGAGACCCAAGACUUUGCCUAGACGCGCGUGGCGGCUCGCGCCAACGAUCGGUCUUUUGUCUAACGUGCAUAGUACAUGCUUCUCUACCUCGUCGAGCUUCACGACCGACUUGUUCCAUUCCACAUAGGAAUCGCAUGCGACGUACCCGCGCUGCUGCCGUCGAGCGUUCGCGUGUGCGGCACGCUGACUCGUCGGUCACGCCGCCUGCCUUUCACGCCCCCGUCAGGCAUGUGUGUGCGAUAUUGCACGAGACAAGUUUGUGUCGAAGGGUUUUGUCGUCCGAGGCAUCGCCGCGUCGUCCCCGGGCUGCGCGUGCUCGUCGACCGCUUGCGACCGGAGCAAGUGGCAAGUUGCUUUGCAGCGGGGCGUUGUGGUCGGUCAUUCGUGACAACGUCUGCCAAGUGGAUUUCAAACGUUUCAAAUUCCAUGUCGUCAUUUUAAAACUGUUGGACAUUCAUAUAAUGUAUCUCUCCGACUCGGCACAG
Molecule: messenger RNA, 2100 nt
Organism: Aphanomyces invadans
Lineage: Eukaryota; Oomycota; Saprolegniomycetes; Saprolegniales; Verrucalvaceae
Exons: 5
Coding region: 20-1636 (538 amino acids)
Cellular component (GO): U2-type prespliceosome; commitment complex; nuclear speck
Molecular function (GO): pre-mRNA 3'-splice site binding; poly-pyrimidine tract binding
Source: RefSeq, a predicted model, not a curated record